Scedosporium apiospermum is the source of this 414-nucleotide messenger RNA. RefSeq lists its product as uncharacterized. The transcript is spliced from 2 exons. Bases 1 to 414 code for a protein of 137 amino acids. NCBI's taxonomy places the organism in Eukaryota, Fungi, Ascomycota, Sordariomycetes, Microascales, Microascaceae. The record is from RefSeq and is a predicted model, not a curated record.
AUGGAAGGCGUCCAUGCUCAUGAGGUGGACGUCAGUUGGAUGGCCCAUGGGCCUGCCAAAGUGCUCCUCCAUCUCAACAUUCUCUACCCCUUGCUCUCCUUCCAGUCCAUCACUAUCGUCUGGACGCUUGCAUCCAGAUAUAUUCGUAUCCGUCUCUUGGAGAUCAUCAUUAACAUGGCUACCUGCAACAGACAGAGCGGCAAAGUCAUCAACCUCUACCUCUAUCAAGACAAAAACUACCCCUCGGGUGUCAGCCCAACCCCGCCAGCCCAUCGGUACACCUCUUCCUCCAACCACGACGACGGCGACAUCAACAACUACCGCGGUUUCUGCACAGCGAAAGUCUCCCAGCCCGCCACCAGAGUCUCCAACCAGCAACGGCACUGUUCCAAACGCUGGCGCGACGGCCGCUAA